AACCUCUCGGGUGGAGAGUGCUGGUUUUCUUUGCCGGGGAAGGCAAAUGGAGCGCGGGGACCCAGGGACAGAUGCAGGCCUCCCCCAAUACGGGCCCCGGGGACCACACCCCCCCCCCCAUGCCGCUGUCCCUUCCCGCCUCCCUCCCACGCCUGACCGCGGGCUUCCUGCAGCCUAGCCGGGACAGGGCGGGGGGUUUUCGGCAGCUCGGGCCGCGCGGCCAGCCCGGGAAGGUAGGGCCGCGCCACUUGCCCCGCCCUCGAGGGGCGGGAGGCGGAGCGGGGCAGAAGCCGGCCGGCGACUCGGGCCGGGUCGCGGAGACGCGGAGCCCGCAGGAGCCGCCGCCGCCGCCCGUGCCGCGCGCGCCUGGGCAGCCGGGUCAGGGUCGCCGUCGGGGAAGCCGAGAGCACAGGCCCCAGAGUCAGCAUGAUGGAGCUGGAGCUGCCUCCGCCGGGACUGCCGUCCCAGCAGGUGCUGCUCGGGCCUUGAGAGCGCUGCGGUGGUGCCCGGAGCGGGGCAGGGGCGCGGGGAGCCGCGGCUCCGGAGUGGAGGGGGGGGCUGCGGCCGCCGGCUGCUCCUCCCGUCUGUGGCCGGAGCUUGGACUGCGCCUGCGCGGGGGCGGGCGGGAGGAGCUGGGACGGGGGGGGCGCGGCCGGGGGUGAGGGGCUUCUGCCCGCUAGGCAUCCGAGACCCUUGAGAGUGUCCAGAUGAGAGUCCGGGGGGCUCUGCCGGCGCGGGGAGCGAGGCAACGUGUCUGAUCGCGUCUCUGGUCGCAGGAGCCCCUCCCCCCGAGCUCCCCGGGAGGCAGCUGGGCAGCAGUGGGUGGACGCUGGCGGUCUGAGCCGGCGCGGCCCGGCCCUUCCGGGGCUGCGCGGCUCCUCCGCCUCGGAGCCGGCAAAAAAUGUGCCUAGUCACGGGGCCGCUCUUGGGGGAGCUGAGGAGAUGGAUUUGAUUGACAUACUUUGGAGGCAAGAUAUAGACCUUGGAGUAAGUAGAGAAGUAUUUGACUUCAGUCAGCGACGGAAGGAGCAUGAGCUGGAGAAACAGAAAAAGCUUGAAAAGGAAAGACAGGAACAACUCCAAAAGGAGCAGGAGGAAGCCUUUUUUGCUCAGUUACAACUAGAUGAAGAGACAGGUGAAUUCAUCCCAAUUCAGCCUCCGCAACACAUCCCGUCAGAAACCAGUGGCUCUGCUGACUUCUCCCAGGUUGCCCACAUUCCCAAACCAGAUACUUUGUAUUUUGAUGACUGCAUGCAGCUUUUAGAAGAGACAUUCCCAUUUGUAGAUGACAAUGAGGUUUCUCCAGCUACAUUUCAACCUCUUGUUCCUGAUAUUCCCAACCAUGUCGAGAGCCCAGUCUUCACUGCUCUUAAUCAGGCUCAGGCCCCUGAAACUGGCUCCACUCAGCUAGUCUCUGAUGACUUUGGCAAUAUGCAAGAAGACAUUGAACGAGUUUGGGAGGAACUCUUAUCCAUUCCAGAAUUACAGUGUCUUAAUAUUGAAAAUGACAAGCUCGUUAAGACUAGCAUGGUUCCAAGCUCAGAAACCAAACUGACAGAAAUUGACAAUUAUCAUUUCUACUCAUCAAUUCCUUCACUGGAAAAAGAAGCUGAUAACUGCAGUUCACAUUUUCUCAAUACAUUUGAGAAUUCCUUCAGCAGCAUUCUCUCCACAGAGGAGUCCAAUCAGCCGCCCGAGAACGCAUUAAAUUCAAAUGCCACAGUAAACACAGAUUUUGGUGAUGAAUUUUAUUCUGCUUUCAUAGCAGAGCCCAGUACCAGCAGCAGCGUGCCCUUCUCUGCUUUAAGCCAGUCACUCUCUGAACUUCUAAAUGAGCCCAUUGAUCUUUCUGAGCUGUCACUUUGUAAAGCUUUCAACCAAAACCACCCUGAAAGUACAGCAGAAUUCAAUGAUUCUGACUCUGGCAUCUCACUGAACACAAGUUCCAGUAUGGCAUCACCAGAACAUUCAGUGGAAUCUUCUAUCUACGGAGACGCACCCCUUGGCUUCAGUGAUUCAGAAAUGGAAGAGACAGAUAGUACCCCUGGAAGUGUCAAACAGAAUGGUCCUAAAACACAGCCAGUACAGUCCUCUGGGGAUACAGUUCAACCCUUGUCACCAUCUCUGGGGCAUAGCACUCCAGUGCACGAUGCCCAGUGUGAAAGCACACCAAAGAAAGAUGUGCCUAUAAGUACUGGUCACAGAAAAAACCCAUUCACAAAAGACAAGCAUUCGAGUCGCUUGGAGGCUCAUCUCACCAGAGAUGAGCUACGGGCAAAAGCUCUCCAUAUCCCAUUCCCUGUAGAAAAAAUCAUUAACCUCCCUGUGGAUGACUUCAAUGAAAUGAUGUCCAAGGAGCAAUUCAAUGAGGCUCAACUUGCAUUAAUUCGAGAUAUCCGAAGGAGGGGGAAAAACAAAGUGGCCGCUCAGAAUUGCAGAAAAAGAAAACUGGAAAACAUAGUCGAACUGGAGCAAGAUUUGGAUCAUCUAAAGGAUGAGAAAGAAAAACUGCUCAAAGAAAAAGGAGAAAACGACAGAAAUCUCCAUCAGUUGAAAAAACAACUCAGCACUUUGUAUCUUGAAGUCUUCAGCAUGCUACGUGAUGAGGAUGGAAAGCCUUAUUCCCCCAGUGAAUACUCCCUGCAGCAAACAAGAGACGGCAAUGUAUUCCUUGUCCCCAAAAGUAAGAAGCCAGAUGUUAAGAAGAACUAGGUUUGGGAAGAGCUGACCUUUUUCUGAGCUAGUAUUUUGUUUGUUUAGAACUGUUAUACUAAAGCUCCUACUGUGAUGUGAAAUGCAGAAAUAUACUUUAUAAAUAAUUCUAUGCAAAAAUUAUAGUUAAAACUAUCAUUUAAAAUAAUGUAAAACUUUUAAAAAGCAUUAAAAUAAGUUACUGGUAUGCUGAACCAAUAGUUUCACUUUAACUACAAACUUAAUUUCUUUAGAAUACCAUUUGGGGUUGUUUCUGUAUAAGUGUAAAUAUACAAACAAAAAAAACUUAUUUAUACUGUCCUUAUUUCAUUUGUUACAAUCAUAGGUUUUUACAAUUUGACAUCUGGCUAAACACAGUUUGUUGCAAAACUAACCACUAUGUACUUUUUUUUUUUUUUACGAAUACUGACAAAAAUGUAAUUUUUUUAUUAAAUUGUUUAGCUCUGGCAAAGAAACAAUUUAGUUUAAAAGCUGGUACUAAUAAAGGAAUUCUAUGACUGUAAAAUUA
Erinaceus europaeus (western European hedgehog) is the source of this 3220-nucleotide messenger RNA. RefSeq names its product NFE2 like bZIP transcription factor 2 (gene NFE2L2). The record is from RefSeq and is a predicted model, not a curated record. NCBI's taxonomy places the organism in Eukaryota, Metazoa, Chordata, Mammalia, Eulipotyphla, Erinaceidae. Gene Ontology annotation, biological process: regulation of transcription by RNA polymerase II; cellular response to oxidative stress. The transcript has 5 exons. Gene Ontology annotation, molecular function: RNA polymerase II cis-regulatory region sequence-specific DNA binding; DNA-binding transcription factor activity, RNA polymerase II-specific. Gene Ontology annotation, cellular component: nucleus. Bases 943 to 2712 code for a protein of 589 amino acids.